Elephantulus edwardii (Cape elephant shrew) is the source of this 1794-nucleotide messenger RNA. RefSeq names its product polymerase (DNA directed), alpha 2, accessory subunit (gene POLA2). Gene Ontology annotation, cellular component: alpha DNA polymerase:primase complex. The record is from RefSeq and is a predicted model, not a curated record. The transcript has 18 exons. Lineage: Eukaryota; Metazoa; Chordata; Mammalia; Macroscelidea; Macroscelididae. Bases 1 to 1794 code for a protein of 597 amino acids. Gene Ontology annotation, biological process: DNA replication; DNA replication initiation. Gene Ontology annotation, molecular function: DNA binding.
AUGCCGGUGUCCGCCGAGCAGCUGAUCCAGGAGUUGGAGAUCUUUGGCCUGGACUGCGGGGAGGCUGUCAUCGAGAAAUUGGUAGAACUGUGCGUUGUGUAUGGACAGAAUGAGGAGGGAAUGGCCGGCGAGCUCGUCGCCUUCGUCAGCACGCACAAAGUUAACCUGACCCCGGAGACCCUGAACUCUUUUGAGCAUGAGUUUCUGAGCAAAAGAUUGUCCAAAGCCCGGCACAGUGCAUCCAAGGACAGUGGGCAUGCAGGCACCAGAGACAUCGUUUCUAUCCAAGAGCUAAUUGAAGUGGAAGAAGAAGAGGAAUCCCUCUUGAACUCUUAUACAACACCCUCUAAAGGUUCUCAGAAGCGCUCUAUCACCACCCCAGAAACCCCUCUAACAAAAAGGAAUGUGUCCAUGCGAAGCCCCCAUCAGCUCCUCUCACCCUCGAGUUUCUCUCCAAGUGCUACUCCCUCUCAGAAGUACAGCGCGAGGAGUAACCGUGGAGAAGUGGUCACCUUCUUUGGCUCAGCGCAGGGAGUGUCUUGGUCCGGGAGAGGCGGGGCUGGGAACCUCAGCCUGAAGGUCUUGGGGGACCCAAAGCCACUAACCAGCAGCUACAAAUUUAUGUUUCAGAAGCUUCCAGACAUUCGAGAAGUUCUGACCUGUAAGAUAGAAGAACUUGGCAGUGAACUCCAGGAGCACUACAAGAUCGAGGCUUUCGCCCCUGUUCAAGCCCCAGCACAAGAGCCGGUCACCCUGCUGGGCCAGAUUGGCUGUGAUAGCAACGGCAAGCUCAACUCCAAGUCCGUGAUCCUGGAGGGAGACCGGGAGCAUUCCUCAGGUGCUCAGAUCCCGGUGGAUUUAUCAGAGCUCAAAGAAUACUCUCUAUUUCCUGGACAGGUUGUAAUUAUGGAGGGAAUCAACCCCACUGGCAGAAAACUGGUCGCCACCAAGCUGUACGAGGGAGUACCACUUCCCUUUCAUCAGCCCACUGAAGAAGAUGAUGGAGAUUUUGAACAGAGAAUGGUUCUGAUUGCCUGCGGGCCCUACACCACUUCAGACAGCAUCACAUAUGACCCCCUGCUGGACCUGGUCACUGUCAUCAACCACGACCGGCCCGAUGUCUGCAUCCUGUUUGGACCGUUCCUUGACGCCAAGCACGAGCAGGUGGAGAACUGUCUGCUCACGAGUCCGUUUGAGGAUGUCUUCAAGCAGUGUCUCCGCACCAUUAUCGAAGGGACCAGAAGCUCUGGCUCCCACCUCGUGUUUGUCCCUUCGCUGAGAGACGUGCACCACGAGCCCAUCUACCCACAGCCUCCUUUCAGCUACACGGAUCUGUCCAAAGAAGACAAAAAGCGAGUACAGUUCGUGUCCGAUCCCUGCAGCCUCUCCAUAAAUGGGGCCGUCUUUGGCUUGACGUCCACGGACCUGCUGUUCCACAUGGGGUCGGAGGAGAUCAGCAGUUCUGGAACCUCAGACAGAUUCAGCCGCAUACUCAGACACGUCCUGACCCAGCGGAGCUACUACCCACUCUACCCUCCUCAGGAGGACAUGGCCAUUGACUACGAGCACUUCUAUGCCUACGCCCAGCUGCCUGUCACCCCUGACGUCCUCAUAAUCCCAUCAGAGCUGAGGUAUUUUGUGAAGGACGUCCUCGGCUGUGUCUGUGUGAACCCUGGGCGCCUCACCAAAGGGCAGGUGGGGGGCACCUUUGGUCGACUCUACCUCAAGAGACAGCCGGCAGGUGGAGACAACAGGCAGAGUCCGUGUGUCGCUGUCCAGGUGGUCAGGAUCUGA